UUUAUACGUAGGUGCGUCUGGGAAUCCUAUUUUCUAUAACGAAGCCCGGCUUAGAGACCAUUUCCUGGUGUUUUUCGCCGGUGUUUAUGACAUUUUGGACGAUGUUGUUUAUCUGUAGUAAGGGCGGUCUUGAAACCGGCUUCCCUUGCCCCAUUUCCUCGGUUGUUUUCCUCCUCGCGCCUGGAUUCUCCAUGUUGUUGGUGCAAAAAACUGAGGACGGUGGACAUCAAGGGAAACCCGAUAAACUCCCCAAAACACACCGCGCCUCUUACCCGAGUGCCUUCCUCGAGAGGAGCCCAGAAAGGAGGAGAAGAAGCGGCUAAACGGUUGCUGUGAGGCGCGCCUGCGGAUAAGCAGAGUUGCUGUCGGUGAAUAAUCGAGUCUGUUUGUUUGUCAAUAAAAGCCAAUGAGGGAUGCCCGUCGGUGCGCGCGGACACCGUUUGAGGCUUGUGAGGGCUCCGUGAUUGUCAGAUGGAAAGUUCUGUUAUCACCCAAGUGCAGAAAGAAGACCUCCAAGUGUCAACGAAAACAGGGCAGGUGAGCCGGUCUGCCCUGAAACAGCCACGGAGCUGUAACAUCUUCAAAGCACUGUUGUGUUGCCUCCAAGCUCAGGAUGGCCCCAAACCACCACCAAAACCAUCGCCACCUUCCCAGCAGACCUUGCUGGAGUCACAGGAAAAUGGUGCGGUUGUCAAGUAUGAACCCAGCCUCCUGCCUGAGGUGAAGGUCCAGGACCAAGGCAAGAUAUGUGUGGUCAUAGAUCUGGAUGAGACUCUGGUGCACAGCUCAUUUAAGCCCAUUAGUAAUGCAGACUUCAUCGUUCCAGUGGAGAUAGAGGGGACCACACACCAGGUGUAUGUACUGAAGAGGCCGUAUGUGGAUGAGUUCCUGCAGAGAAUGGGAGAGUUGUUUGAAUGUGUGCUGUUUACAGCCAGUCUUGCCAAGUAUGCAGACCCAGUAACGGACCUGCUGGAUCACUGUGGUGUAUUCCGAGCCCGAUUAUUCAGAGAAUCAUGUGUAUUCCACCAGGGCUUCUAUGUGAAAGAUUUGAGUCGGUUGGGCAGAGACCUCCACAAGACACUCAUCCUGGAUAACUCUCCUGCCUCUUAUAUCUUUCAUCCUAAAAAUGCUGUUCCUGUGGUGUCAUGGUUUGAUGAUGUGGAUGACGCUGAACUGCUCAACCUUCUGCCUGUGUUUGAAGAACUAAGUCAAGCUGAUAACAUAUACACACGACUAGACCAGCUUAGAGGACAUUAGUCCUAAAUGGACAUGCUGAAAUAUGGUUAGAACUGCAACCUGAAAUGUCUGCAACUAUAAUAGUUGUAGAAUAGAUACUUGGGUGUUUUUGUUUGUUUUGUUUUUGGAACCAGCAUCUACAGACUAUUUGGAAAAUUGUAAUUCUGCUGAGUCUGUGAAUUGCCAAGUGUUUGACAUACAAAGUCUGUGGUUUUAAGCCAAACUGUAGACUCCAGUCUGAGGCCUUGUCGCUGAUGCUCAGUGCUGACAAACAGUAGUGAACACCAUCCAAUGUCCCACAACCAAUUCAUUAAAACUCCGUUCUCGCUUUCAUGGAUAUGGAUCCCAAGGUUUAAAUUCUUGUCUUCAACUUGAAAAAUCUUAAAGGGUUUGGGAGCGCAACCUCGGCGAACCAUAUUCCAUCUUUGCACUCUGGUCUUCUUUUAACUGUGGCUGGACAUGUAAAAAAAAAUCUUGUUUUUGUUGUGAUCUUUGACAUACUUUGAUAAAACUUUGCAUUUCUGUUGGACCCAAAACGUUGUUGUACCUGUUGUAACAUCACUGGGGGGUUUUCUGUACUCACCUCGGUGUUAAUGUGUUAGCAUGGGCACUCUUCUGUUGUGGGUUCAGGAGUAGAGAAAUCCACUGGUCCAAAGAUAUGGACCAGUAACUUUUGACCUAUGUCUAGUUGAUAUUUUCCCCUGCUAGACAAAUGUCUAGUUAAAAAUCUUGUCAGUCUAGUGAUUAAAAGUGUUCAGCAAGACUGACAAAUUUUUUUCAAUGUUGCGCCUUAAAUAACUGAGCUGUUGUUCGCAGAUUACACUGACCCUCACUGUGUUACUCAGUCACACCAUGGACUUCAUGAAUGAAGCUCAGUCAACAAAUGAGAAUCGUGUAAAAGUAUACGGUGUCCACGCGCUACUUUUAUCUUAAAUACAACGUCUGUAACAGGAGCAGCGCACAGAAAGAGUAGCAGAGAAGAGCUGGUCCAGACAGACUCGGUGAGAGUUACCAUAGCAACACUGCAUGUUGCUAUGGUAACAUAGCAACAUGCAUAUGCAUAUAGCACACAUAAAAAGUUAACUUAGAUCAAUUGUUGUAUUUUGCUACAAAAUCUGAAUUUGAUGUGAAAUAGUAACAUGAUUCACCUCAGCAAUCAUAAAUUUUUGAUCAUACUAGUCUCAGAAGCAAUAGAUAUAAUUGUUGGCCAAAAAAAAAAUCAGAGAUAUUAAAGAGCUUACACAGCUGUUUGGCCUUCUCAAAAAAUAGUUCCCUAAACAUGUUUUUUGUUUGUUUAUUUUGUACGCAUCACAUGGUACAAGCUUAGUGCAUUACAUCAUAACAUGGUACGCUAGAUCAUAUGCGUAGGAAACCGUGACGAUCACAUGCCAGAAUGCAUAUCUGUGAAAGCGAGAACGGUGCUAAAUUAUGAUUAUUAAAGCAGUUAUUUGUGGCUUUCCUGCCCUGACUUCACACACUGGUUGUGAUCUGGACCAGCCACUUAUUUUCUUUCACUGUGAGAUCAGAUGUGUUUCAAAAAUCUGCCUUGAGACAUCAAACGUCUAUCCUGCUGAUAACCUGAUAGUUUUGGCAGAGGUGCGUGUGGUCUGAGUGGCCACAGUUUUACAUUAUUGUGCCUUUAAAGAACAACAAGAAAUCAGAUUUUGAAAUUUCAACAGAUUUUAUACAUUUGUUUUAAUUUUCUAUACUUUCAUAAGGAAAUCUAUUUUUAAAUGGUUAACAUGGUUUUUCUAUGUAAAAUAGGUCUGUAAUGGCAUGGACAGCACCCACUGAGUAGCCCAACAGUAACUAUAAACAUUAGCCUUAUAUUUAUCUUUAAAUGAGCAGCUAAACAAAUGUCUUUUACUCGUUUGUGCUUUAUUUUGAGCAUUAUAAUUUCCAUAGGAUUGAUAUUACAGUCAGUGUCAGAUUGAUAGUUGUCAGAGUGGCUCAGUCUUUCCUGCAGAAUUUCUUUAAAGACUGAGAGCAGAGACGCUGGAAUAAGUUGGUACACAGACUGAUCAGUAAUGCCUCAGUUUUCAGUUUAGUUUUAAUAAUUGCUCUUAUGUUUUUUAUUGCUUUAUGACAAAACUUGUGAUUGUGUUAUAGUGACAGUCCGACAACUGAAAACUGUGCCUUUGAAUUUCAGAGAAUAGUGCUUUGCUUAAACAGAGAUUAUAUGCCUACACACUCUGAUGUGUCAUGCUGAGCAUGAGAAAACACUGUCAAGAGCAAGUGUAAUGCCAUGUGGCUGUGGUACUUGCAGCACAACACUUCAAAAUGUCACAUAAGAUGUUUUUAAACUAUGUGAGACUUUUUUAUAUAUAUAUUUAUUGGCCAAACCCUGUAUUGUCGAGUACUUAACAUUUUGUAUUUCAGUCAUGUCUACUUUGAGGCUGCUGUUUUGUUUAACCAUGCCAUUGUAUCUGUGUCAAAAAACUUGUAUUUUGGACGCAGGUAAUUCAAUAGAUUAUAAUAAAUCAAAGAGCCCAAAAUUUAAGAUGCAGGCAUCAACAAGGUUGUGUUUGUGUUAGCUAUUCAUCAGCUGGAUAUUGUGGUAUUUGUACGAGGUUAAAUGUCUGAUGCAAUUCCAGGAUAUUCGUCAAUAAAUUGACACAAAAUCAAAAAUAUGUACAAGGUGUGGUGGCCAAUAUAUCGAGAGAGUUACAUUUUGUCUGUUUUGCAAUAAAAA
Thalassophryne amazonica is the source of this 3928-nucleotide messenger RNA. RefSeq names its product CTD (carboxy-terminal domain, RNA polymerase II, polypeptide A) small phosphatase 2 (gene ctdsp2). The transcript is spliced from 7 exons. Bases 472 to 1257 code for a protein of 261 amino acids. Gene Ontology annotation, molecular function: RNA polymerase II CTD heptapeptide repeat phosphatase activity. NCBI's taxonomy places the organism in Eukaryota, Metazoa, Chordata, Actinopteri, Batrachoidiformes, Batrachoididae. The record is from RefSeq and is a predicted model, not a curated record.